Molecule: messenger RNA, 3360 nt
Organism: Chelonoidis abingdonii (Abingdon island giant tortoise)
Lineage: Eukaryota; Metazoa; Chordata; Testudines; Testudinidae
Source: RefSeq, a predicted model, not a curated record
AAUGCUAACCUGUGCUGCUUUGAAUCUCUAGGUGAGAUUUGUGGAUUUAAAAUUCAUGGGCAAAAUAUCCCCUUUGAUGCUGUGGUAGUGGAUAAAUCCACUGGUGAGGGAAUAAUACGCUCAAAAGAGAAACUUGAUUGUGAACUACAGAAGGACUACACAUUCACCAUCCAGGCCUAUGACUGUGGAAAGGGACCAGAUGGAACUAAUGCAAAAAAAUCCCACAAAGCAAUAGUACAUAUUCAGGUGAAUGAUGUUAAUGAGUAUGCUCCAGUGUUUAAAGAGAAGUCCUACAAAGCAACAGUUAUUGAGGGGAAGAGGUAUGACAACAUCCUGAAAGUAGAAGCUGUGGAUGCAGAUUGUUCUCCCCAGUUCAGCCAGAUAUGCACCUAUGAAAUUGUAACUCCAGAUGUUCCCUUUGCUGUUGACAAAGAUGGUUAUAUAAAAAACACAGAAAAGUUAAUCUAUGGCAAGGAGCGUCAGUAUAAGCUUACGGUGACUGCAUAUGACUGUGGGAAGAAAAGAGCUGCUGAGGAUGUAUUGGUGAAGAUUAGCAUUAAGCCUACAUGCAAGCCUGGCUGGCAAGGCUGGAGCAAAAGAAUAGAAUACGAGCCUGGGACUGGUUCUUUGGCUCUAUUCCCCAAUAUACAUUUGGAGACCUGUGAGGAACCCAUAACUUCAAUACAAGCAACCGUUGAACUAGAGACUAAUCAUAUUGGGAAAGGGUGUGACAGAGAUACUUAUUCUGAGAAAUCCCUUCACAGGCUCUGUGGCGUUUCCUCUGGCACAGCUGAGCUGCUUCCCCCUCCAAGUAGCACUGCUAACUGGACAGUAGGACUCCCUACUGAUAAUGGCCAUGACAGUGACCAAGUCUUUGAAUUUAAUGGCACUCAAGCUGUGAAGAUUCCAGAUGGCGUCAUCACAGUCACUCUAAAAGAGCCCUUUAUGAUUUCGGUGUGGAUGAGGCAUGGGCCUGGUACCAAGGAGAAGGAGACAAUACUCUGCAAUUCAGACAAGACAGAUAUGAACCGGCACCACUACUCUCUUUAUGUACACAAUUGCCGACUUGUUUUCCUCUUCCGCCAAGAUCCUUCAGAGGGAAAAACCUACAAACCUGCUGAAUUCCACUGGAAAUUGAACCAGGUGUGUGACAAAGAAUGGCAUCAUUAUGUCCUCAGUGUUGAAUUUCCAACAGUGACACUCUAUGUAGAUGGAGUUUCAUAUGAUCCUUUCCCAGUGACUGAGGAUUACCCACUACAUCCUUCCAAAAUAGAAACUCGGCUGGUAGUUGGAGCAUGUUGGCAAGACAGCCUGUGUAUCUUAUGUAGGUGUUUCAAUGAAGAAGCCUGCAUUGCCAUUCCCUUUGUGGAUGGUUAUAUAAUGGUCUUGCAGCCUGAGGAACCCAAGAUCAGCUUGAGUGGCAUCAAUCAUUUUGCCCGUUCUGCUUCAGAGUUUGAGAGUCCAGAGGGAGUUUUUCUCUUUCCUGAGCUUCGCAUAAUCAGCACCAUCACUCGGGAGGUGGAACCAGAGGGCGAUGGAGAUGAGGAUCCUACAGUCCAAGAAUCUUUGGUAUCAGAGGAGAUCAUGCACAACUUGGAUACAUGUGAGGUCACAGUGCUAGGAGAAGAGCUCAAUCAGGAGCAGGAAAGCCUGGAGGUUGACAUGACGCAGUUACAGCAGAAGGGUAUUGAGAUGAGCCGCUCCAACCUUGGCAUGAUCAUCACAGGUGUUGAUACUAUGGCCAGCUAUGAGGAGGUUUUGCACUUGAUACGCUACAGAAACUGGCACACAGUCUCUCUGUUUGACCGAAAGUUCAAGUUGGUCUGCUCUGAGCUUAAUGGUCGCUAUGUUAGCAAUGAAUUUAAAGUGGAGGUAUGUGAGCUAAUGUCAUCCCUUUGAAAGUUGUCAGAGCCUGCAGAGAUGAGACUUGUCACAGUUGUUCCAAGUACUGCUACUAUUGUCAUUGUUGUGUGUGUCAGUUUCCUGGUUUUCAUGAUUAUUCUGGGUGUGUUCCGAAUCCGAGCUGCACAUCAGAGAACAAUGCGUGACCAGGAUACUGGAAAGGAAAAUGAGAUGGAUUGGGAUGACUCGGCCUUGACCAUUACUGUGAAUCCUAUGGAGACAUAUGAGGACCAACACAGCAGUGAGGAGGAGGAAGAGGAAGAAGAAAGUGAAGAUGGAGAGGAGGAAGAUGAUAUCACUAGUGCUGAGUCUGAAAGCAGUGAGGGAGAGGAAGGGGAGCAGGAAGAGGACCAACAGAAUGUUAACAGACAGCAACAGCUGGAAUGGGAUGACUCUACACUCAGCUAUUGAUUCCAGCUGUUCCCUUUGUUUUUUUGUUUCUGCUCUAGAAGACUUCACUGUAAUCCUCUCCAUUGUUCCUAAGGAUCCAUGGUGUAAAAAAGUUAUUUUAACCAAUAGAGCCAGCCAACCACCCAUCCCAAUAUUUGUGUUAUACUGGCUAGUUCCUAAUGCUGUCUCUAGAACUGUAGUUAGCACCUCUCCUCCCUCACCCAUCCCUCAGUGACUGAAUUUUUUACACUAUGUGAGGAACUACCUUGCACUUUUUUUCUUCAUGUCAUCUCAGCUAAGUAAGUGACUCUACAGAUGUGUAGCCAUUGCACGUGAGUUUCUGGACAGUUUUUUUUUUCCUGGUGAAACAACUUUGGCUUGAUUCAUCUUAUUCUUUCUGAAAGAUGCAAAGGUCACUUGUUGACAAAGGGUAAAGUUGCUUAUUUCAGCUUGGUGAAUUUUUUUCCCCAAACUAGUGCAUGUGUAAAGUGGCAGAAUGAGGUUAACAUGUAGAAGAUUGACUUUUUCUGACUAUUUUGUAAAUAUAUUGAAUUAUGUCAUUUGUGGUAGUAAAAACAGGGACUGGGGUUUAAAACACGCUAACGUAAAAAUCAUGAAGCAUGAAAUAAUACAAGUCGCAUAACUUUUGCAGUGGGAGCACAGGCACAGUUCUCUAGUGUAGAUGUAUUAAUAAUGCAGUGUCAUUGGCCACAACUGCUGUUAUGCUCCUCCCCACUUUGUUUUUAUGGCGAGAACAGACAAGCUUGCAACUGUAAAGGUUUUUCAGAAAUUCUACAGAGGUUCAACUGCACUGCCUAGUACAGUUUAAGUCUUGAUCCUUCGCUUAUUUCAGUGUAAGGAUUACUAAAUUGAGAGAGAGAAACACUGCCUGGAUGUAGAGCAAGUAAGUUUGCUAUUGAUAUUCUGAGUGUUCUCACCAGAGCCUCUGCUAAUUGGAGUGGGGCUGGUUAUAGUCCAAGGCUGAUGCUUGCUGGUCACAUGGCUGGCAGGGCAAGUUAUUAAGUUGUUUUGUAAUAAUGGUAACUGAAGCUGAAAAGCCUGAGAUGU